AUGGGCCGUCUUGGCCGCACCUGUUCGUUCGCCCCGCUCUUGCCCCCGUCGGCGCCAGCUUUCGUGGCGUCAUCGCCACAGAUCACUUGGCGAGGUCGUAGCCAUCGCCGCUUGUCUUUCGACCGGCAACAUGGCGGAAGGAGGAGAGGAAUAGCCGCCGUAGCUGCUGCGGUGGAACAGCAGCCAGCUGGCGGCGGUGGCGGCGGUGGUGAAGGCGUGCACUCGGAGCAGAAGACUGGUUACCAGCCCCCUUCCCCUCUCGAGGACGAUGGGCAUGUCGUGGACUUGUCGUUGCUUCAGGAUCUCUUAGAGUCCGGCACCUUGCAGGUGGCCAGGAGACCCGCCGACUACUCCGACAGGCGCAGCGACGGAUACACGGAGCCAUUAGAGGUCUACGUCUUGGGCACCAGCCACGCCUCGGAGACAAGCGCUGGGCAUGUUCGCCGGGUGGUGGAGGCAGUCCGCCCGCAAAGCGUGGUGGUGGAGUUGUGCAAGUCCCGAGCAGGACUCAUGAUGCCCGUCGCCCCAGAGAACGAGGCAGGGUCCAACAAUCCCUUGGCGAUGUCGGGGGAAAACUUCGCCUCUUCGCUGGCCAGGUCGAUCCGAAUAGGGGGGCAGUCUACUGCUCUUCUGAGGGCAGCCCUAGCGUGGGCGGCAAGAGGGUCGAUGGCCGACGGACAGGAGACGAUGAGGUCCGGCGGGGAGGGGACAACAACGCCAACUUCGGCGGUCAUGUACGGAGACUUCCGGGCGGCGAAGGAGGGGGCGGAAGAGGCGCGUAUUGCGUGUUCUGGUUUCGGCCUACUCCAAGUCCAAGUGGGAUCGUGGACGGUGGUCUGGAUAUACGGAAUGGCAUGGUACGAGGACCAUCGGGGAGGGUUAACCAGCGAUUCCGCCGCGUCCACAUGGUACUCGCCCAGCACCUUCUCUCGGAGAGAAAGGACCUUCCGAAGCAGGGGCUCCGCCUGUCAGGAGUGUAGCGGAAGUAGCGAUACCCAACAACAGCAAGCGAUCCAGAGGGGGGGAGGGGGGGGGGGGGGGGGAGGGGGGCGAAAUUCGGGGGCCGCAGAGAAGCUGCGGAAAAGCGUAAGCGACGGAGAGGUUGGAGAAGACGCCCUCGAGGACCUCAUCAGCAUGCUCGCUGAACGAUUUCCGUCUGUUGUAGGACCCUUGAUCUACGAGCGAGAUCUUUACCUGGCGUGGACCCUAAAGCGGAGCCGGGCGGUGUGCGGUCAACGGAGGGUAGUCGGCGUCGUGGGGAGGGGGCAUCUCGCUGGUGUCAUGCGAGCGGUGGAGACGGACAGGGGGGGAGACACCCUGGUCUUCAAGACACUGACCGGAAAGCAGGGAGGGGAAGCAGCAGCAAAAGGAGGAGGAGGAGGGGGACUUGAAUGGCCGUACUCUUCGAGUCCCAGCAAGCUCGAGAAGGGCGCCAAGUUUGCGGCGAGACUAGGGCUCGAAACUGCCGCGGGUUACGCGCUGUGGGAGCUCUACAAGGCGGUGACAACUUCCUCUGCCACGUGA
Messenger RNA from Ectocarpus siliculosus, 1524 nucleotides. Lineage: Eukaryota; Phaeophyceae; Ectocarpales; Ectocarpaceae. The record is from the annotation of a GenBank genome assembly.